CGCUAGUACAGCGAUAGUGCCAGUGCCAGCUCCUCAGUCAAGCGUCACGCAGCCUCUCUCCCGCCUCCCAGCUCUCCAGACAUAAUGUGGACGGUCCUCUUCAUCGCCUUGGUUCUUGGACUUUGUAGAGCAACGGGUCCGUUGGCUCCGACUGCUGAUAUCGAGGGACGGAGCGAUGCCCAGGAAACUAUCAACACCGAAGAACAGCGAUAUAAAUACUUGUUGUAUCAGAUUCAUGGAACCGUAAGCAAGUUGCUUGACGAUCACCAGAAGCACAUUGACGAUCGUAUCAAUUCUUUGACGCAUUUAGUGGGUGAGAACUGCAAUUCCGACGCCAAUGGUCGAACUGACGUAUCAGACAAUUUUGUGGAGUUAGAACCUAAGAUAGAAGAAUUGACAAGUCUUUUCUUCGCAAGAUUAACAGCCACCGGAGAGAAAUUCGUCACAGAUAUUCAGUCCACGUUGGCCAGCGUGACUUCUGAUAUAGUGGGACACAUAACGCUGCAGUUGUUAGCCGUGGCGGACAAGCAGGACGUGGCGGUACUAAAUCACCAACUGUCGAACCUGGCGACCUCCCAGGCCCUUGGCGAACUGCAGCAGGGCCUUUCGACCUUCGCCUCCACCGCGACAGCAGAGGUUAAGCAGGCGAUCGCCAGUCUGGCUUCCGACUGGAACGUCAACAGUAAAAGUCUCGCUUCGAGUAGUCAAGUCCAAGAAAUUAAAGAGCAGCUCGUCACAGUUUCAUCUUGUGACCAGAAGAACGACAUCGACCAAGUGUUAGCUCUACUGGCAACAGCCGAGGAAGACAUUGACAGUCUGGCAGAUACCUUGAGGACUUCCGUGGCAGAGCAGAAAGCCGCGUGCCAGGGCGGGGCUGAGCGCCAGGAGAGCGCGGCCGGCCUGGCGCAGCUGCUGGAGAGCCUGCGCGCCGCGGUGGACGGCAACGCCGACAGCAUCCGCAGCGUCGCCUCCGCCGUGGGGAAGCUGGAGGGCGAGUUCGCGGCGCGUCUCGGGGCCCUCGAGGAGCUGGCUAAGAAAAUCGACAACAACACGCUGCUUCCUCCAACCACAACCACCACUACCACCACAACCCCGAGACCCACGACGACAACAACACCUGCGAAGCUUGUUUCGCCAUGUCUUAACAGCUAUUUCUACGGAGCUGUCACAUUUGACGUGUGUGACUCCGCGGUUCGCUUCAGGAAGUGUCAAGAAAGCUUCAUGGCAUAUCACUGCUGCAGAUCAUGUACGGACGCCGGUAAGAUUCCUGUCAUGGGUCCUCAUCGCUUCGUGCAGGAUGCCAGAAGGGUGCCCACUGUGGAUGCUCUUAAGUAUUUUUAAGGAAAUGGCAAGUCGGUGUAUUUUUUUAUAUAUAUGGUAAGGUGGUUAGGGUUUAAAAGGAUAAGGUAGUUAGGUUUUCGAUAAAAAAAUGGAAGUAUGAAGUCAGUGUACUAUUUUUUCCCCCGAGAAUAUCACUAGCAGAAGAGUUUAUUCGUUUUCCCCGUUGAAAUUAGAACGAGUUUCUUGGUGUAGUAUAUUGAAUUAAGGAAUAAAGUGAGGGGUGGGCAGGAAUGCGUGGGUGGGUAGGUGGGUGAGAUAGAAAUGUUGCUUACGUACUCUUGGAUAUAUUCCAAAUUACAUAAAACUUGUACAUGACGUUGUGGCUCAUAAAUCUUCAUUUAUUCAAUGUCAUUCAUACCGCUUUCUCCUUCUCUCUCAAAAUCGAAGGGGAUAUGUAGCCCAUUUCUUGUUCGCUUGAGAGAUAAAGAGGAAAAUGUAAUUAUGAAAUGUAAGUUUAAAAGGUUAAGGUAGUAAGAUUU
Molecule: messenger RNA, 1820 nt
Organism: Penaeus indicus
Lineage: Eukaryota; Metazoa; Arthropoda; Malacostraca; Decapoda; Penaeidae
Exons: 2
Coding region: 85-1341 (418 amino acids)
Source: RefSeq, a predicted model, not a curated record